AUGAAGGUGAGUGUGAGACAGAUGAGCAUAGUACGCCCAGCAAAAUGCACGCCGAGGCAUAGACUAUGGCUGUCGAACUUGGACAUUGUGCAUCCAAAAACUCAUCUCAAGACGAUCUACAUAUACAAAGAGGCCGACAGCCAGCACUCUACUUCUUCUGAUUUCUUCGACGCCAAAAUGAUGAAGGACGCUCUGAGCAAGGCCCUGGUGCCAUUCUAUCCCAUGGCAGGGAGGCUUGGGAGAGACAAUAAUGGGAGGCUUGAACUGGACUGCAAUGGGGAAGGAGUCUUGUUUCAAGAGGCGGACGUAGAGACCACAAUCAAUGAGCUAGGAGAGUUCUUGCAUAAAGCUGAGGAUGAAUUGACCGAGCUGGUUCCCAGUGUUGAUUACUCCAAAGGGAUUUCUUCUUACCCUCUGUUCCUUCUCCAGGCGAGCCCCUUAGGAUGA
Linum trigynum is the source of this 447-nucleotide messenger RNA. NCBI's taxonomy places the organism in Eukaryota, Viridiplantae, Streptophyta, Magnoliopsida, Malpighiales, Linaceae. The record is from the annotation of a GenBank genome assembly.